Lactuca saligna is the source of this 1900-nucleotide messenger RNA. Lineage: Eukaryota; Viridiplantae; Streptophyta; Magnoliopsida; Asterales; Asteraceae. The record is from the annotation of a GenBank genome assembly.
AUGGCGGUUCUCCUAGUGGCCUUAGCUGAUCGGAAAGAUGAGAAGGGAUGUGGUGAAUGGAAGAAGAAAUUGACCAACUUCCAACCGAAAACUACCUUCCAUCUGUGGCCAUUGAAGAAGCCUUGUUUCAGAAAAAAGUUAGUGUUUUUUCUCAAAUCCCGAAAUGUCGAGCUUGGAAGAACCCCUUGCACUAGUGGAGAGGAGACUGGAUUUGGUUCUUGCUGGAUUGAAGGAAAGAAUUGGGGAUCAUCCAAUAGCUACAAGGAAGAUUUGAAAGAAUACAGGAGAGAAGCUUUCAUUUGGAGACACCAUACAAGAGAGAUAACACACAAUGAUUUCAUCUGGGAAAUCGAAGGAAUGAACCAUGAAACAAAUGGAAAUCGUUCUCAUUCGCGACAUAUACCAAAUCUUCAACAUAGCUCAAUCUCCAAUGAUACAACUCCAAGGGACAUGACAAAUAAGAUUUUUAGGGGCAUGCCAAAGUAUGUGAAGAUAGUGGAAGUUGGUCCAAGGGAUGGGUUACAAAAUGAGAAGAAUCUUGUACCUACAUCUGUGAAGAUAGAAUUAAUUCAUAGGCUUCUUUCUUGUGGAUUAUCAGUUGUUGAGGCCACAAGCUUUGUUUCCCCCAAAUGGGUACCUCAGCUGGCAGAUGCAAAGGAGGUUGUUGAAGCAGUUAAACAUUUGGAAGGUGCAAGAUUGCCAGUAUUGACACCAAAUUUAAAAGGCUUUGAAGCUGCUAUUGCAGCCGGAGCAAAGGAAAUUGCGGUUUUUGCUUCGGCUUCUGAAUCCUUCUCAAAGGCAAACAUUAAUUGUACUAUUGAAGAAAGUCUUAUUCGUUACCGUGAUGUUAUUCAUACUGCAACAAAGCUCUCGAUUCCUGUUCGCGGGUACGUUUCAUGUGUGAUCGGUUGUCCAGUUGAAGGUGCGGUGAGCCCGUCAAAAGUUGCUUAUGUCGCGAAAAAACUUCAUGACAUGGGUUGCUCGGAAAUCUCACUUGGUGAUACAAUUGGGAUCGGUACACCAGGAACUGUGAUACCUAUGCUUGAAGCGGUCAUGGAGGUUGUCCCGAUUGAGAAGCUUGCGGUUCACUUUCACGAUACUUAUGGCCAAUCUCUUCCAAACAUUUUAGUAUCCCUCCAAAUGGGAAUAAGCAUAGUGGAUUCCUCCGUAGCUGGAUUAGGAGGGUGCCCAUAUGCCAAGGGAGCUUCGGGGAAUGUUGCGACAGAAGAUGUGGUGUAUAUGCUUAAUGGCCUUGGAAUCAAAACAAAUGUUGAUUUAACAAAGCUUUUGCAAACCGGGGAGUUCAUUUGCAAGAAUUUGGGCCGCCCCUCGGGAUCAAAAGUUGCAGUUGCCGCUAAAAUAUAAAAUUAUCACGCUAUUAUGUGGUAAUAUAUAUUGGAAUAAUUAUAAAGAAAUGUAUGAAUCUAGUUCACUUUGAUAUGAAAUGAUUUAUAUGACAUUGCUAGUGGUAAGAUGCUUGUUGCCACUAGAUAUAUUUAUUUUUGGUUGUUUGUCUUUCAUUCUACAAAUUUCAUUUAUAGUUAUUUUUAUUUAGUAAAAACUUACAAAAAUAUAAACAAAAGUGCAAAAAUGAUCCCUAUGGUUUGUUAAUUUAUUUGGGUAAGGUCCAAAAACACUUUAUUAGCAAAAAAAUGUUCCUAUUUGGUGGUUUGUUGUGGUUUUGCUCUCUAUUUCGUUAAGUUUAACUUUUUAGCUGUUAAGUUUUGGCAAAUGAUGGAUUUAACCCUAGGGAUCAUUUUUGCAGUUUUAUCUUUUUACCAAACUAUAAUGACUAACUAUACAAAUUUUCUUUUUUCCUUUUAUUGAAUUAUUGUAUAUUGAUUUUUUUUUAAUUAAUUCUUUUUUAUCUUCUUUCUUAUUGUAUUAUUUUUUAUUGGAU